AUGCUGACCGAAACGGAACUUUACGAUGCCGCGCUCAACCAUUUUGCCGAAAAUGACAUUGAGGGGGCUGUGAAUGCAUUUAAAGAAUUGAUUGACACCUAUCCAGACUAUAUUGAAGGAUACCUUGGGUUAGGACAUGCUUAUGAACGGCUCAGUCUCUACGAUGAAGCGAUUGAAGCUGUUCAGAAGGCGAUUGCUAUUGACCCGAAGGAUCCGCUUGCAUAUACCAGCCUAUCUAUCUGUUACCAACGAAAAGAGAUGAUCCAAGAAGCAGAAGAUGCGAUGGCAAAAUCGCAGGAACUGCAAUUGGAAGCGUCCCGUUCGUCUACAUGAUGCCUUAGGGGAUUGGCGAGGUUGGGAAACCUCGCCAGCGAAAAACACUGGGAUUGGCGAGGUUGGGAAUGCAGAUCGCAUGAAUCAACGCCGAGUG
Messenger RNA from Geodia barretti, 430 nucleotides. NCBI's taxonomy places the organism in Eukaryota, Metazoa, Porifera, Demospongiae, Tetractinellida, Geodiidae. The record is from the annotation of a GenBank genome assembly.